This is a messenger RNA of Plectropomus leopardus (leopard coralgrouper), 342 nucleotides long. Its product is annotated as transcription factor HES-4-like. The record is from RefSeq and is a predicted model, not a curated record. Gene Ontology annotation, molecular function: protein dimerization activity. NCBI's taxonomy places the organism in Eukaryota, Metazoa, Chordata, Actinopteri, Perciformes, Serranidae.
AUGGCAGGAGUCCCAGAGGAGAGCAGGAUCCAGUCUUUGGGGACGGAGGAGGCUGCACCUGUGCGACGAGGGCUGAAGCCAGCAGAGAUCAGAUUCUCUCUACAGAGACCUCUACAGCACAGAGAUCCAGACAUGGCACCUACAAUCACUGCAGCAAUCACCAACUCUCAGGAGCAUCUGACUCUGACCCACAAGCUCAGAAAGCCUCUGGUGGAGAAGUUACGCAGAGAGCGAAUCAACAGCAGCAUCGAGCAGCUCAAGUCUCUCCUGGGUCCAGACUUCCUCAAACAGCAGCCAGACUCCAAGCUGGAGAAAGCUGACAUCCUGGAGAUGACCGUUUGU